AUGCCUAUUAUACCUGAGGACGUAUCAUUAUUUAAAAGGGAUACAAAAGAUAACGUAGUUAACUAUUUAACUCCAACGAAAGAUGAAAAGAUAACUUUAAUAAUUAUCGGUGUUUAUAUAUUUGUAAUUUUAAUUCUUUGGAGGAUGCCUUUUUUAAAACAUAUUUUAUAUCCAUUUAAGUUAUUGACAGUUUCAUUUCAUGAGUUAUCACAUGCAGCAGCAGGUAAAUGUACUGGGGCUAAAAUUGAAGGAAUAGAAGUUGACCCAGAUGAAGGAGGAGUUACAAGAAUGAGAGGUGGAAUUCAAUGUUGCACUUUACCAGCUGGUUACCUCGGAUCUUCAAUGAUAGGGGCUUUACUCAUUUUCUGUGGAUUUCAAGUGAAUGCUUCGAAAUAUGCAUCAAUCGUUCUUGGUUUAAUGUUGUUGGCCCUUUUGUAUUGGGCCAAGAAUUGGUUAACUAGAAUUCUUACAGUUAUAUUUGUUGGAAUUAUUGUGGGAUUAUGGUUUAUUAAAGGUGGAGCAGGAUUAAAAUAUUUUGUAUUAUUUGUUGGUGUGAUGUCAUGCCUUUACUCGGUUUGGGAUAUAUUGGAAGAUUUAGUAUUUAAAAAGGUCAACGAAUCUGACGCGAGCAAAUUUGCAAAAUUAACUCGUUGUUGUCCCGCACAAUUUUGGGGUGUGAUAUGGUUCAUUAUAAGUUUUAUAUUUUUGUUGGCUGGUGUAUUUUUCGGUCUACUUGCCUUCCAUAAUGAAAGUGAAUCCUCGUCAUAA
Molecule: messenger RNA, 768 nt
Organism: Diversispora eburnea
Lineage: Eukaryota; Fungi; Glomeromycota; Glomeromycetes; Diversisporales; Diversisporaceae
Source: the annotation of a GenBank genome assembly